AUGCUUAACAGGUAUAAAGACAUAUUUAAAGAGGGUCUAGGUACUUUUAAAUCGUAUACGGUAUCGUUGAGAGUGAAGCCAGACACGAUCCCGAAGUUUUGCAAACACCGCCUAGUCCCUAUAGCGCUUAGGAAAAAAGUGGAAGAGGAAAUCGAGCGAUUAGUGCAGAACCGGACGUUAGUCCCCGUAGACCAUAGCGAAUGGGCAACACCGGUGGUACCAAUUUUAAAAAACGAUGGAUCGGUAAGGCUGUGUGGGGAUUUCAAAACUACAGUAAACCCGGUUUUAGUAGGCACCGAGUAUGACGACAUCAUUGUUCCGGGCAAAACAGUACGCGAACACAACUCGCGACUAGACAAACUUUUAGGGGCGUUAAACGUAGCAGGUUUAAAAGUAAAAAAAGAAAACUGUUGUUUUCCACAAUCAUCGGUAGAAUAUCUGGGUCAUAAAAUUGACGGAAAGGGAUUACACACAUUAGAUAAACAUAUAAAAGUGAUAAAAGCAGCCCCGUCUCCCCAAAAUAAGUCAGAAUUAAAAAGUUUUCUUGGUUUAGUAACUUAUUAUGCUAAAUUCAUUAAAAAUGCAGCAUCAGUACUUAAACCAUUAUACAAUCUACUCAAAGACAACGCCCAGUGGGUUUGGACAAGAGAGAUAAACACUGCGUUCCAAAAUAUAAAAAAAAUGUUGUCGUCCACGCCUAUACUAGACCAUUAUAAUCCAGAGAAGCCAGUCAAGUUAAGUGUGGAUGCGUCUGCGUUUGCCAUCGGGGCGGUGUUAACACACGUUUACUCAGAUAAGGUCGAGAAAUCAAUAGCUUAUGCGUCACGGGUGUUAUCGAAGACGGAGUGUCAAUACCCGCAAAUCGAGAGAGAAGGUUUAGCCAUAAUUUUCGGCAUACAAAAAUUUUACGACUAUUUAUACGCACGUAAAAUCACGUUGGUAACAGACCACAAACCGCUAUAUCACAUAUUAGGAAAAAAAAAAGGGUAUACUGAUAUACGCAGCUAA
Messenger RNA from Macrosiphum euphorbiae (potato aphid), 1008 nucleotides. The record is from the annotation of a GenBank genome assembly. NCBI's taxonomy places the organism in Eukaryota, Metazoa, Arthropoda, Insecta, Hemiptera, Aphididae.